This is a messenger RNA of Vespa velutina, 970 nucleotides long. It is a transcript of the gene RpLP0-like, whose product is annotated as mRNA turnover protein 4 homolog. The record is from RefSeq and is a predicted model, not a curated record. Bases 166 to 888 code for a protein of 240 amino acids. Gene Ontology annotation, molecular function: RNA binding. The transcript has 4 exons. Lineage: Eukaryota; Metazoa; Arthropoda; Insecta; Hymenoptera; Vespidae. Gene Ontology annotation, biological process: ribosomal large subunit assembly; nuclear-transcribed mRNA catabolic process; ribosomal large subunit biogenesis. Gene Ontology annotation, cellular component: nucleolus; preribosome, large subunit precursor.
CAUCUUUUACAAUAGCAAUGCAAGCAAACACUGGUACCACGGAGAGAAUUCGAUUAAAGCAUGGUAGACGUUCCCUUUUUUUUCUUGAAAAAUUUGUUACCACGUGGUACGGUCACUGCGCUUGAGGUAAACGGUAUUUGUAACCUGUGAGAGGAGUUUAACAAAAUGCCGAAAUCAAAAAGAGAUAAAAAAAUAUCACUUACAAAAACUAACAAAAAAGGGAAAUUAUUGAAACAACAGAUAGUAGAGGAUAUACGUAAUUGUGCGACAAAAUAUAAACGUAUAUUUUUGAUAUCUGUACAAAAUAUGCGUAACAAUAAACUGAAGGAUUUACGCAAUGAAUUGAAGGAUAGUAGAUUUUUCUUUGGGAAAAAUAAAGUUAUAGCAUUAGCCUUAGGUAGAACACCAGAGAAAGAAGUUAUUGAGGGAGUAAAUGUUUUAUCCAAUGAAUUGAUAGGUCAAUGCGGAUUAUUGUUUACUAAUCGUAAAACGAAAGAGGUAUUAGGAUGGAUGGAGCAAUGCGAAGAACUGGAUUAUGCACGUUCUGGAUUUGUACCAAAUACAUCUGUAACACUACCAGAAGGUCAAAUGCCAUCAUUUCCACAUAGUAUGGAACCUUAUCUGAGGCAAUUAGGUAUGCCAACUGCAUUGCAGAAAGGAGUUGUUACAUUGACGAAACAAUUUAAAGUCUGCAGAAAAGGACAACCAUUGACGCCGGAACAAGCAAAAAUUUUUAAACUAUUAGGAAAACAGCUGGCUACAUUUAAAUUAAUUCCAUUAGGCGUUUAUUCCAGUAAGCAUGGAUAUAAAAGACUUCUACCAUCAGAUAAUACAAAAGAAAACAGUACUGAAGAAAUGGAAGUUACCGAUGAUAUUGUUACUACGUAACGUUAGUAUUAUAAGUACAAAAAUGUAAUAUAAGUAUAUUGUAUUUGAAUACUUGUUGUAUUAAAAUUUGUACAGAAUCUUA